This is a messenger RNA of Gastrolobium bilobum, 582 nucleotides long. RefSeq names its product transcription factor bHLH75-like. Lineage: Eukaryota; Viridiplantae; Streptophyta; Magnoliopsida; Fabales; Fabaceae. Gene Ontology annotation, cellular component: nucleus. Gene Ontology annotation, biological process: regulation of DNA-templated transcription. The coding region runs from base 1 to 582 and encodes 193 amino acids. The record is from RefSeq and is a predicted model, not a curated record. Gene Ontology annotation, molecular function: protein dimerization activity; DNA-binding transcription factor activity. The transcript is spliced from 6 exons.
AUGCCUUUCUCCAAUGACAACCUAUUGGAUCAACAGCCUAAGCUGCAUGCUGUUCUGACCUUUACUCAGCCUGAGAAUCACGCAAAUCCUAUCACACUGAUUCCUUCAUCAGCCUCUGCAUACACUACCAGAUAUGAUCAUGAACAAGCAGAGACCAUGCUCGCAUCAGAAAGCUUAGGGGAUUUUUCUCCUCCAUACACUGUAGCUGGUUAUUCUGAAAAGAAUAAGAAUCUGGUUGGAAACAAAAGGAAGAGAAACAAUGACAGGCUUAAAGAGAAACAAAAUGGAGUCAUCCUUGUAAGGGCAAAAAGAGGCCAAGCAACUGAUAGCCACAGUUUAGCAGAAAGGGUGAGAAGAGAGAAAAUCAAUGAGAAGAUGAGGUGUUUGCAGGACUUGGUUCCAGGGUGUUAUAAGGCAAUGGGAAUGGCAGUCAUGUUAGAUGUGAUAAUAGAUUAUGUUCAAUCACUGCAGCAGCAAAUUGAGUUUCUAUCCAUGAAGCUUUCAGCAGCGAGUAUGUAUUUUGAUUUGACCACUUUAGAGAUGGAUGCCAGCGAAACCAUGCAGGAAUACCGGCACCCAUGA